UUUUUUUUACUUUAUUUUGGGGUGGUAUCUUCAUGAGCAGCACUCAUACUCCACUGAAUUUGAUUCCCAAUCUCAUUCUACUGUACGCCCUUUCUCAGACGACAGGCUCUGUGCACCCCUCUGUGAACAAUCAGGGUGGCCAGAACAGCCAGGACAGCAGCAACAGCAACAAAACAACAUCAUUCAAUAUAUCGCCUGGAUAUAGACAUGAGUUCUUUUGAGAAUUCAUCCGCUACUUCUAGUGGGUCACCUUUCGGUCACCCCCCGCCUGCAGCACUGACCAAUGACGCCAGUGCUCAAUCUCAUAAUCAUCCCCAAGAGUCUACAAUGGCAAAGGCAGACACCCGACAUAGGAGUUAUCCUCUUACUCCCUCUCAUCAGUCUCGCAUCCGUCACUUGUCUCCUCCAUUUCCACUAUCAUCUCCUCCUCCUACAUCUCUUUCAUCCUCCUAUCCUUUGCGCCAUUCAUCCUCCUACAUGUAUACACCAUCUAGUUAUGAUGCAAGUGUGGAGCGUGGUAGAGAUAAAGAAAGAUAUAAGGGGAGAGAGAAGGAAAAAGAGAUGGAGUUCGAGCAUACAAGUUCAGAAGUUGAGAAUCAUCAUCCUGAGGCCACAGUAGGCUCGCUUCCUUUGGGUUUUCGGCAACACCACCAUUCACAGCAUCAGCAUCACUCUCCUCGGGAAAAUGGCAGAUCAUCUUCUCCAUCAUUUAAUGGCUCGAUCGGAGUACAGAGCAAUCAAAGCGACAGCGACCUUUAUCAGCCCUCCUAUCCGCAGCUGCAGGUGCAAUCUCACCCUGCUGCAGGAAAAGAUCAUGGACUGCAGCGGGAAAUCAAAGAUUCUGCCAUCGCCGAUCGGCUAUCGUCUCUUACGAAAUCUAUGUUUGUGCACCCUCCAUGGCACGAUGACAGAGAGUUUGGUCACAAAAACAAUACAAACACACAACAUACUACAUCUUAUUCGGCCCAAUAUCCAUAUAGACCUGAAUUAGGUCAAAACCGUAGCAAUAAGGGUGCAUUCUACUAUGACUUACCUAGCAGAAGCGUAGAAGAUGUUCUAGAUCAUACCCAGGAUCCAUCUUCUCGCAACCAUGCACACUCUUAUCAGUCAGGACUUCGAGGUUUCUUACCUUCUCAUAAUCAAGAUCCUUUGAGACAUCAUCACCCUUUAGACCAAUACGAGCGCAAUCGAUAUGAGUUUAAUGAGAAUACCCAUACAUCUCGCACAUCUGCAAACAUUGAAAGCAGCCAGUACUACUCAUCCCCUUACUCUCAGGGUAAAUAUCCACAAGUGAACCACCCCAUUUCAUUUCACGCUUCACAUCGACCUUGUAGUCCUGCACAACUAUCUCAGCAUCAAGCUCAGCAGCAAUAUUCUCAGCAACAGCACAAUACAGGCCGUGAACAGCCAGAGCCUUCGAUAAGCCAGUCUUUAGGAGCAAGAUCAGACGUUACACCUAACUUACUUCCUCCUCCCACGAACAUUGACAGGUCGUGGAAAGGAUACAAUGGAUGCACAGUUGACCGUAGCAGUGCACUUCAUGAUUCUAGCUAUGAUAGCAAUGCAGAAGAAGAGGAAGCGUUGAGAGAGGAGGAGAAUAUGCAGCAACAGCGCCAUCGAUUCAAGUUUGGAACAGAAAUGCCGAGUACAGUUGAUUUAAAAUCAGCGAUUGAAAGUUGUGACGCACUUUGCAGGUUUGCUCUCCAUUACGCAGAGCAAGCAAAUGCAGUUCAUAGCGGUGGUUAUGACUAUGGCCAAAUGGAUCCUGAUAUGCGAGCGAACUUACAAAAAAUCCGCAGUAUGAAUACCACUAUGCUUAUUGGCCUUCAGCAUAUCGGAGGUGGGUCCAAUGAAAAGUCUGGUGCAGAAGCAUCAGGCAAUGCUAACAAUCAACAAUACGAACGAAUAGAGCGAGAAAUGAGUCCUCUACGAUUCGGACCCGGUAGACCACCACAUGAGAUGGUUCAUGAGCUUGCGAAGGCAGCCACAUCCAUAUUCCAGCUAGCUAUCCGUAUCAGGUCUUGGAUGGGGAUGACUCCAGAAGAGCGGGAACUAGAUGAAGAAAUCAAUACAAUCCGCGGUAAGCGCUGUCUACUUAUGGAUAGUGCAUUGGCAUCCGCCACAAUGGACCAGCAUGGCAAUAUCCAAAAAGAUUGGACCGUUGUCCCUGCUGCUGCAUCAAACUCCAAGUCAGAAGCAUCACAACACUAUGCGAAGAAUAGUCGAUUACCUGGCCGUACUUCAGAUUAUCGUGGUCGGCGCGGUGGCAUGGAUACGGACGUUGAUGGCUUUGGAAAUAAUAGCGACACAAUGAUAUCUGUCUCGAUGUCGCAUCAUCAGUCUCCUCACAGACCCUCAUCGGCUCCCUAUCUGUCUGACCCGAGCGUGGCUAGAUCUCAUCAAGAAGGGCUCGGAGUAGGAAGAGAAAGUAGUCGAGCGAGUAGUGUGAAUAGUCAAAAUGGGCGUGGUGGUAGCAACGCUUCCAAUAGUCGCAACUCUAAAAACAGCGAUGUCCCAUAUCAAAAGUAUCGCAAGCGAGCCAAGCGGACACAGCCACCUGGCCGAUGCUUGUCAUGUGAUUCAUCAGAUACACCCGAAUGGCGCCGUGGGCCUGACGGUGCCCGCACAUUGUGCAAUGCGUGUGGGCUUCAUUAUGCUAAGUUGGUGAAGCGUCAGAAUGAGCAAGCGCAGCAGCAAAAACAGAUAGGUUCAGGACUUUCGCCGAUGAAGAAGGGCCUAUUGCCCAAUAACGCACGGAUGGCACAACUGCAAGCAUUAGCAUUUCCCCUCCGAAAGCGCAAUGGCAAUCAGUCGGUCGAUUCAUCAAGGCAGCAGAAACUGGAAGUCGGAGUGAAUUCAUUCUCUGAUAAAAAUUAUCCUCCAUCUUCGCCUGCUCCUGCAACUAUUACUCCACCAAGUUCUGAGCACAUGGGUUCGAACGCUUCGUCGCUGCCUCCACCGGAUCGCGAUGCUGAUAGUGAUACUAAUGACAAUGGCACGGGAAGUGCUUCUGCAGAACGGGGCGAGGCAGACGACUCGAUGAAGCAAGGUCAUACAUAGGCCGCUUUUUAAUCUGAAUAUUUUCACUUUGUCUUUUUUUUUUGUACAUGGAUUCUUUUUAUUUUUAUUUUUUGUUUUUUUGCCAGAG
This is a messenger RNA of Lobosporangium transversale, 3148 nucleotides long. RefSeq lists its product as hypothetical. The record is from RefSeq and is a predicted model, not a curated record. The transcript has 5 exons. Gene Ontology annotation, molecular function: zinc ion binding; sequence-specific DNA binding. Gene Ontology annotation, biological process: regulation of DNA-templated transcription. NCBI's taxonomy places the organism in Eukaryota, Fungi, Mortierellomycota, Mortierellomycetes, Mortierellales, Mortierellaceae. Bases 208 to 3060 code for a protein of 950 amino acids.